This is a messenger RNA of Sclerotinia sclerotiorum 1980 UF-70, 750 nucleotides long. RefSeq lists its product as hypothetical. Gene Ontology annotation, cellular component: mitochondrial inner membrane; mitochondrion. Lineage: Eukaryota; Fungi; Ascomycota; Leotiomycetes; Helotiales; Sclerotiniaceae. Gene Ontology annotation, biological process: mitochondrial respiratory chain complex IV assembly. The record is from RefSeq and is a predicted model, not a curated record. The transcript is spliced from 4 exons. Bases 1 to 750 code for a protein of 249 amino acids.
AUGGCCGAUCAAAUGUGUUCCCAGUCGAUUAUUGUCUCCCUCGAAUACCAAUCUUUCGAACGUCUCCCUUCUACACAUCGGAAACCUGGUUCGCAAGGCCAACUGGCAACAAUCUCGUCGGGGAUUAUUCUUCCGCCCAAGACAAGAGCUUCAUUCGCUUUUCUUAUUCCCACACGCUGGACGGAAGCCCUCGAAGCUCCUUCCCCCGCCACGAGUUCCAAACUUGGGAAAGGGCCACAAAGAAAGGUUAAGUCUGAGAUGGAGAUUAAUGCAGCUGGAAGGCUAAUUGCCAGAUCAUUGAGGCCUGAAUUCAUUUCAGCAAGUUCCCUUUCCCAAAUUAACAUCUCAAAUCAUACCCUUCCUGUCAAGACUGUGACGAAAACCUCAUCAUGGGAUCUAUCCCAAACUUUCAUUGAAUCGGAGCAAGAAAAAGGAAUUUUUCACGUCAACGCACUCAAAUUGUAUCGAAAUACUAGACCGCGUACUGCAAUCAUGGGAGGUCCUAAUCUCGAAGUGUUCAAAUUUGGCAUGUAUAUCAUGUUUCCAAUCGCAAUCAUGUACUACUAUGGUACAAAUCUCGACCAACGGUUCUCGGUCCCAGACUUCUGGCCAAAGGUUGAGCAAACCAAUCGCAUACCGUUUGAGAAGGAUGAGAUCAAAGCAGAGCUAGAGAGAUUAAGGCAAAAGAGGCUAUAUUUGAGAGAGCAAAGGCUGCGGGGCGCGAAUGGCUCGAACGGGGAAGAGAAAUGA